UCCUUUCAAUGUUGUAACCUGUUCCAUUUAUAUAUAGAGACAAUACGCCUAACAAAUAACGAACCAAUCCCAACUGAGAAUCAAAGAAAUGGCGAAACAACCAGAUCUAAAGAAAAAGAUAUUGACGAUGAUACUGCCCAAAGCAGUAAGAGGAGCACUCACAUUUCAGAGCCCUCCGUUCAGCCCAAGGAGGGAUCUUCAAGUUGCUCACAAAUAUCAUAAACACGGUGGCCGGAAGGGAUCAAAAAUGAUUCCGGAUGAAGCUAGAAGAAGAUCAAACUAUGGCGACUCGGACAAUCGAAGUAGUAAGUCUCUUGAACCCACUUCACCAACAGUUUCGUGCAUGGGACAGAUCAAGCACAAGAAGCAUCAGCAUCAGCAUCGGCAACUAAUUAAGAAAGCCAAAUCCAAGCACGUGACACUACCCAAUGUACACCACGCGAGGCCACUUCUCAGAAAUGUUUCGGAGGUUAAGAAGAAGAAGAAGCAAACGUCGACGUUUCGGAGGAUAUUCCGGAGAGGAAGGAAAUCAUUAUCUCGUGCUUCGGAGGUUGACGGAGGAUCAGCCGUAGCCGCUCCGGCUCUGAGCCAGAUGAAGCGAUUUGCUAGUGGACGUGGCACUUUGGCUGAUUUUGAUUGGAAGGCCCAUGCGGUGGCGGCGCCGGAGGAGGAUGGCGAUGAAGACGAUGGGAUCCUAGUCUCAUUCUCUGAACCUAUUGUGGCUUUGCUUCCAAAGACAGAAAUUAAUCUGCGGAAGAGACGAAACAUGGCUCCUCCACCGCCUCUUAGUUCGAUUGCUCCGCCAACACUAUAAUCUGAUUUCUUUCUAUUUUUCACUUCAAUGUAUAUUUUGUCGUGCUUUUACUUUUCAUGGCUUUGUUCCAUUUGUUAGAUCAUUUAUGCACUCUGGUAAACUCGGCUGCGAUGGGGCUUGUGGUCUCCGUAUGUAUGAAUGAUUUUGAAAGUUUGUAAAUUAUUAGCAAAUUAAAGGA
Molecule: messenger RNA, 992 nt
Organism: Prosopis cineraria
Lineage: Eukaryota; Viridiplantae; Streptophyta; Magnoliopsida; Fabales; Fabaceae
Exons: 1
Coding region: 89-814 (241 amino acids)
Source: RefSeq, a predicted model, not a curated record